GUCACCACGACCACAGUCGACGCUGUUCGCGGUCCGGUUCCUGAGGCGCGAAGAGGUUUCUUUGCGUGCCCGCUCUUGCCGACACCCACAGCGCAGAUGGAGCUCUUUGCUUCUCCUCUGAACUGCGCCCAGUAGCGCCCAGUCGACAGACAGUCAACCUUCGGCCAGCCGGUGGUCGGGGCCGUCGCCUCGAUCGCUUCCCGGCACAUUGCGCGACGGGCGGCUGCUGUCCGAGACAUCCGAGGCAUCAUGGCUUGGAUCGCUUUGCUGCUGCUAUGCUCUCUGCAGCCAUGGCUGGCGGCGACGAUGCGAGCCGAUUACCUGGCGCAGCUCCGCCAGGAAACGGUAGACACGUUUUACCACGGCUUCAGCAACUACAUGAAGCACGCCUUUCCAGAGGACGAGCUGCGGCCGCUCACCUGCUCCUCGUUGACGAGAGACCGCGACAACCCCGGGCGCAUUGAGCUCAACGAUGCUCUCGGAAAUUACUCCUUGACCCUUAUCGACAGUCUCUCGACGCUUGCGAUUCUUGCUGGAGGGCCGCAGGAUGGGGGUUACACCGGACCGCAGGCCCUGAGCGAUUUCCAAGAUGGCGUGGCUGAGUUCGUGCGAUACUACGGCGAUGGAAGGACGGGCCCGUCCGGCACCGGCGUUCGAGCGAGGGGCUUCGAUCUGGACAGCAAGGUUCAGGUAUUCGAGACGGUCAUCCGCGGGGUCGGCGGGCUUCUCAGCGCGCACUUGUUUGCGAUCGGGGAACUGCCCAUCCCAGGCUACGAAGCGACGCCCCUAGACGGGUUCCCGACCAACGACCCGCUAGAGCUGCCGCCGAUACCGUGGCCGAACCGCUUCAGAUACGAUGGCCAGCUCCUGAGACUGGCGCUUGAUCUGUCUGAGAGGCUUCUGCCCGCAUUCUAUACUGUCACGGGCAUACCGUACCCGCGUGUGAACCUGCGCUCGGGUAUCCCGUUUUACACCAACUCGCCGUUGAACCAGGCUUCCGCCAAUACGGCGGAAUCGGAGGGCCGGCCGGAGAUCACAGAAACCUGCAGCGCCGGCGCCGGCAGCCUGACGCUCGAGUUCACGGUGCUGAGUCGCCUGACCGGAGACCCGCGCUUCGAGCAGGCGGCCAAGAGAGCCUUCUGGGAGGUUUGGCGCAGGAGGAGCGAGAUUGGCCUCAUCGGCAAUGGCAUCGACGCGGAGCGCGGACUGUGGAUAGGGCCUCAUUCAGGUAUCGGGGCGGGCAUGGACAGCUUCUUCGAGUACGCGCUCAAGAGCCACAUCCUGCUCUCUGGCCACGGCAUGCCCAACGCGUCGACGUCUCGUCGCCACAGCACCACUGACUGGCUCGACCCUGCGUCCCUCCACGGGCCGCUCCCACCUCAGAUGCAUUCCGCCGACGCGUUUCUUGAGGCCUGGCACCAGGCGCAUGCGUCCGUGAAGCGCCACAUCUACACCGACCGCAGCCAGUAUCCCUACUACUCCAACAGCCACCGCGCGACAGGCCAGCCGUACACGAUGUGGAUCGACAGCCUGGGCGCAUUCUACCCUGGUCUCCUCGCUCUCGCCGGCGAGGUCGAAGAGGCCAUCGAGGCCAACCUCGUCUAUACGGCGCUGUGGACUCGCUACUCGGCGCUUCCGGAGCGCUGGUCCAUCCGCGAGAACAACGUCGAGGCCGGCAUCGGAUGGUGGCCCGGACGCCCCGAGUUCAUCGAGUCCACGUACCACUUAUACCGGGCGACGCAGGACCCGUGGUACUUGCACGUCGGCGAGAUGGUCCUCAAGGAUAUUCGUCAGCGAUGCUACGCGCCUUGCGGAUGGGCCGGCCUGCAGGACGUGCGGACGGGCGAGCAGCAAGACCGCAUGGAGAGCUUCUUUCUCGGCGAGACGACAAAGUAUAUGUAUUUGCUGUUUGACCCGAGUCACCCGCUGAACAGCCUCGACGCCGCGUAUGUCUUCACAACGGAAGGGCACCCGCUCAUCAUACCCAAGGAGAAGAAGACGCGGCCGCAAAAGACAUCACACGGAAGCCGGAAGGACGUCUCCGCGUAUAGGUAUUACGAUGAAAAGUUCACAAACUCGUGCCCCGCGCCGGCAAAGCCAGACUCGCUGUCCGGGUCCAUGACGGCCGCGCGGCCGCAUCUGUUCGAUGUCUCCCGCUUCACGGACCUUUACAACACGCCCAACCUCCACGGUCCCCUCGAGACGGUCCAGAUAGAGGACAAGGGCAAGGGUCGCAUCAUCCAGCGCAGAGCCCUGUCCAACCACACUCUCUUCCCCUGGACCCUGCCGCCCAGCUUGCUGCCACAGAACGGGACGUGCGCCGCCCCAGUCCCGCGCGUCAUCUCGGCCAUCGAGUUCCCAGCCAGCGACGCCGCGAGCUCGCUCAUGUCGAAGUUCGGCGCCUCGCUCAUGUGGUACAGCUACGCGGGCCCGACGGCCAAGAACCUCGAGGGCCUGCGGCUCCAGCUCGAGAGGGAGCCAGGCGACGAGCUCGGCGACUACGUCUGGAGAAUCACGCACGUUGGGAGCACGCAACUGGGGCGCCACGAGACGGUCUUCUUCCAUGCCGAGCACGUGAGCCACCUCAAGGACGAGGCCUUUACAUGCAGGCGUCUCCGCGACUCGGUGGAGAUUGAGCUCCUGGUCGAUGUGCCGCCGCGGCAGAACGCCACCAUGCCCGUUGUCGCAGACAGCCCCGUGCCGCCUAUGCAGUCGGCUGCGGACGACGGCCGCGGCCGCCGCGGUGGCGACAUGGUGCACGACGACCUCGCGCCGAUCCCCUCCGAGUCCCUCCUCAAACACCUCCUCCGCGCCGUGUCGUCCGUCUUCGAGCCCUCCCAUACGGACGUGCCCUCGGCCGACGACGACCCGUCCUCCGAGGCCACCAUCCUCUCCUUCUUCGGCCACACGGCCGUCGGCGCUGGCGCGCACCCCGUCCCCGCCCUCGCCGCCGACACCCCGAUCCCCGGCUCUCCCGGAUACGACGCCGGUGACCCAGCCUCAGGCUUCCCCUGGACGAGCAUCUACCUGGCGGGCCUGGCCUGCGACGGGCCCCUCCCCGACGCCGCGCCCCGCGAGCACCAGCUCAUCGUCAUGCGCCGCGGCGGCUGCUCCUUCAGUCGCAAGCUCGACAACAUACCCAGCUUCUCCCCCGCCCGCGCCGCCCUCCAGCUCGUCGUCGUCGUCGACGACGACGAGGGCUCCCGCCUCGACGCCGGCGUAGAUAGGCCCCUCCUUACCUCGGAGCAGCGCACCCCAAAGGGCAUGAAGCGCGUCCACGGCGUGCCCCUCGUGCUCGUCGGCGGCGAGCGCGGCGACUACGAGCGCUUCGGCGAGGCCGUCGCGGCAGGCAUGCGCAGGCGGUACCGCAUCGAGAGCCAGGGUCUGCCCAUUGCCAAUGCCGCCGUGAUAUAGCGAGAGAGAAGGG
Messenger RNA from Purpureocillium takamizusanense, 3427 nucleotides. Its product is annotated as Alpha-mannosidase. Gene Ontology annotation, biological process: endoplasmic reticulum mannose trimming; mannose trimming involved in glycoprotein ERAD pathway; carbohydrate metabolic process. Gene Ontology annotation, molecular function: mannosyl-oligosaccharide 1,2-alpha-mannosidase activity; calcium ion binding. The transcript is spliced from 2 exons. Gene Ontology annotation, cellular component: endoplasmic reticulum; membrane. The record is from RefSeq and is a predicted model, not a curated record. Lineage: Eukaryota; Fungi; Ascomycota; Sordariomycetes; Hypocreales; Ophiocordycipitaceae. Bases 250 to 3414 code for a protein of 1054 amino acids.